AUGCUUCAAAGAUUAUGGAGAGAAUGUUUUAAUUUGGGUAAUAUGGAUGACCGAGAUGCAAUUUUCAAUGACCAAGACUCUAAUCAUAAGGCAGAGCGAUCUUUGAUAACUGUAGCAGUUCUAAGUGCUAUAUUCAUUGUUAUCGAAUUCACUGGUGGUAUUUUGGCUCAAAGUUUGGCAAUAAUGACUGAUGCGGCGCAUAUGCUCAGUGAUCUGCUUUCAUUUAUAAUAUCUAUAGUAGCAAUCAGAUUAGCACGUUCUCAAGCAAAUUAUCGGUUCUCUUUUGGCUAUUUUCGAGCAGAAAUUUUGGGUGCUGCAAUAUCAAUUGUAAUUAUUUGGGUUCUCACUUCACUGCUUGUUUUGCUUGCCAUUCAGAGAGUAAUUAAUGACGAUUAUAAUAUUGAUGCAGAUACCAUGAUCGUUACAGCAGCUGCAGGGAUUGUAUUUAAUAUUAUAAUGGGGCUUGUGUUGAGAUACUUUCGUAGUGCUCAUCCGAAGAUGAACCAUAGUCAUCACAAGUCAUCAGAUGUGAAUAUAAAUAUACAAGCGGCUUUUAUCCAUGUUCUGGGUGAUUUCGUUCAAAGUAUUGGUGUUCUAACGGCUGCCAUUAUCAUCAGAGUGACAGGUUGGAAAUUGGCCGAUCCCAUAUGCACAUUCCUUUUUUCCGUCAUUGUAUUGAUAACUAGUGUUACUGUAAUUCGUGAUGUCUUCAUCAUAUUAAUGGAAGGAACACCUACUAAUGUUAGUUAUUGUGAAUUACAAAAGGAUUUGCUAAAUAUAGGCGGUGUACGGACAUUACAUAGCUUACAUGUUUGGUCUUUGAAUGGGGAUACGACAUCUGCAUCUGUCCAUCUAGCUAUUGAUGAACCUGAAAAAGCAACGGAAACGCUAAAAGCAGCAAGCAAUGUUAUGCGUUUCAAACAUGGUAUACCUAUAGUUACGAUACAAGUCGAGCCAUAUGAAAGGUACAUGGUAUCGUGUAAAUUUUGUAAACCAUUGUUGGAAGUGAAUUCUCGAGUUGACAUUUAA
Molecule: messenger RNA, 1029 nt
Organism: Thelazia callipaeda (thelaziosis nematode)
Lineage: Eukaryota; Metazoa; Nematoda; Chromadorea; Rhabditida; Thelaziidae
Source: the annotation of a GenBank genome assembly